ACAGCUACUUUGCAAUGAUAUUAAAAGGGGACGUUUUCUGAUCAUUCUCUGUGUCUUCAACAACAGUGGUGACACAAGCUAGAAGAUUUGCUAUUAUAAGGACUUUUGCAGUAUUAUUCAGUACUUUAUAAUCUUUUUGAUGAUGUCUAAAUUUAAUGAUUCUACAUCUAACAUCACUCAGACUGUACUGCCGUUGCAUCAAGAUUUGAAAACAUUUUUGUCUGUGUCCUCAUGUGUUAUUUUUCUCUAUGUCAACGGGGUCAUGAUCUUCACUUUAAAGAAGAAGACUGUUUUUCAGGAGGCAUCCCGCUAUAUUUUAUUUGGACACAUGCUUUGGAUUGACACGCUUAAUCUUGUAAUGAGUGUAGUGUUGUUUGUUUGCGCUGUUUGUAGGCUUUUUGUUUUGAAAAUUGUCUGCCUUGUGCUUCUCGUUGCUGCAACGGCUCUCUAUCAGAUCUCUACCUUGAAUCUGGCUUUAAUGUCGCUGGAGAGGUAUGUGGCCAUCUGCUUUCCUCUCAGACAUGCAGAAAUCACCACUUACGGAAGAACUAAUGUGGCCAUCGGUGUCAUUUGGAUGAUAAGCUGCAUUCAAUCCUUGUCUGAGAUUAUUGUCUACUAUUCCAUUGAUACCACAAACAUAGCACUGAAUUUGUUCUGCUCAAGAACCACUCUUUUCAGGCUGCAGAUCUAUAAGAAACUUGAUAUAGCUUUCACAUGUAUGUUUUUCGUGUCUGUGUGUUUUGUUAUUAUCUUUACUUACGCCUCUAUAGCAGCUGUGGCUAAAACAGCCGCCUGUGAUAAAGCAUCAGCCAAAAAAGCCAACAAGACUGUUCUGCUGCAUCUAAUACAGCUGGGACUCUGUGCUGCGUCUAUCUUAGUUGGAGUUAUCCAAGAAGCCAUUUAUGUUUAUACUGACUAUAUGACUUCAUUGAAUGUGAUGUAUUUUUGCUUUGUAGUGUUUAUGAUUUUUCCAAGAUGUUUAAGUCCUCUUAUAUAUGGUCUGAGAGAUCAGGCCUUCAGCUGUGUAUUUAAAUACUACUUCACCUUUGGUUUCAAAAAGAAAAAUUGUUGUAAUACAGAAAUACAUUUAGUAUCAGGUGGAUGAGAAAUACAAGAUGUAUCUGAUGGCUAUUGAAAUGUUAUCUAAAAUGCUUUAGAAAAUAAUAUUUCUUCUCACUACAUUUGUGUAUUAUGUCUUUAUACAAUGAGCAACGGAAGUUCAGACACACAAAAAUAACUUGCAAGCAUAUUUAACAAACAUAUUAAACCCGUCACAAUGUUUGCCAGUGCACUGACUACAGAUAUUGUUUUGCAAAUGUUGUUUUUAUUUGUCAAUGUUUUGCACCCUUUCUGGCCAUGUGACAAAUAUACUUUUAUGGUUAUUUAGCUUUUUUUGUCUUUUGUCAUUUUAUGGAACAUAUAUAACAUCGGAUUGGGUUCAGAAGUAGCCUUUUUGAAGGCUAAACAAUAAGAAAAAUAAAAUACUGUGUCAGUAGUACUGACCACUUUGU
This is a messenger RNA of Onychostoma macrolepis, 1511 nucleotides long. RefSeq names its product odorant receptor 131-2-like. Gene Ontology annotation, cellular component: membrane. Lineage: Eukaryota; Metazoa; Chordata; Actinopteri; Cypriniformes; Cyprinidae. The transcript has a single exon. Gene Ontology annotation, molecular function: G protein-coupled receptor activity. The record is from RefSeq and is a predicted model, not a curated record. Gene Ontology annotation, biological process: G protein-coupled receptor signaling pathway. The coding region runs from base 140 to 1105 and encodes 321 amino acids.